GGACUGCCGGAGGAGCGGGUCAGUGAGCGAGCGCAACCAGCCCCGCCAGCUCCUCCAGCCCGGGCGCACCCGCUCCCUGUCCCAUGAGGAGCUGAGCGGAGCGUCGGGGCAGCAUGAACCGGGGCAGCGCCGGCUCCAUCGGCAGCGCCGCCUCCGCCAGCGAGUACCGGGUCUGCAGCAACUGCCGGAAAGUGCUGAGACAGGAAAAAAGAAUCCGAGUCUCUCAGCCAUUAACAAGAGGACCAAGUGCCUUUAUACCAGAGAAAGAAGUUAUGCAAGCAAAUGGUUUGAAUGAACGUACUAACCUUCUUGUGGAAGAAUACUCAACAUCUGGUCGCCUGGACAACAUCACACAGGUCAUGAGUUUACAUACUCAGUACUUGGAGUCUUUCCUCCGCAGCCAGUUCUAUAUGUUGCGUAUGGAUGGGCCCCUUCCUUUGCCUUAUAGGCACUACAUUGCUAUAAUGGCUGCUGCCAGACAUCAGUGUUCCUACCUAGUAAAUAUGCAUGUUGAUGAGUUUCUGAAGACUGGAGGGAUUGCAGAAUGGUUGAAUGGUUUGGAAUAUAUCCCACAAAGACUGAAAAAUUUGAAUGAAAUAAACAAACUUCUUGCACACCGACCCUGGCUGAUCACAAAAGAACAUAUUCAGAAACUUGUCAAGACUGGAGAAAAUAAUUGGUCUCUUCCUGAAUUGGUACAUGCUGUGGUCCUAUUGGCACACUAUCAUGCCUUGGCAAGUUUUGUAUUUGGUAGUGGCAUUAAUCCAGAGAGAGAUCCAGAUACCUCUAAUGGGUUCAGACUUAUAGCAGUCAACAAAUUCUGUGUCUGUGAUCUUGCCAAUGACAACAACAUCGAAAAUUCAUCCCUCACAAGUAGCAACUUUGGGAUUGCAGAUUCUUUGAGUGAGCUGGAGGCCUUAAUGGAAAGAAUGAAGAGGCUGCAAGAAGAAAAGGAGGAAGAGGAGGCCUCGCAGGAGGAAAUGGCAACUCGUUUUGAAAAGGAAAAGAAAGAGAGUCUUCUAGUAGUUACUGGAGGUACUUCACCCUCUCUGCCCUUCUCAGCAUUUGAUGAUGAAAUGGUUUCCACAUCGGAUGUCUCCCGCUAUAUCGAAGAUCCUGGUUUUGGGUACAAAGACUUUGCCAGGCGGGGAGAAGAACAUCUGCCAACAUUCCGAGCUCAGGACUAUACCUGGGAAAACCAUGGCUUCUCCCUUGUGAACAGGCUUUAUUCUGAUAUUGGGCAUCUCCUGGAUGAGAAGUUUCGGAUGGUCUACAAUCUCACAUACAACACUAUGGCUACACACGAAGAUGUUGACACAACCAUGUUGAGAAGAGCUUUAUUUAACUAUGUUCACUGUAUGUUUGGAAUCAGGUAUGAUGAUUACGAUUAUGGAGAAGUUAAUCAGUUACUUGAACGCAGCCUGAAGGUUUACAUUAAGACAGUGACCUGCUACCCAGAGAGAACUACCAAGCGCAUGUACGAUAGUUACUGGCGUCAGUUCAAGCACUCAGAGAAGGUCCACGUAAAUCUACUUUUAAUGGAAGCCCGUAUGCAAGCAGAACUUCUAUAUGCCCUUCGUGCCAUAACUCGUCACUUGACCUGA
Emys orbicularis (European pond turtle) is the source of this 1604-nucleotide messenger RNA. RefSeq names its product sestrin 3 (gene SESN3). Gene Ontology annotation, cellular component: nucleus. Gene Ontology annotation, molecular function: L-leucine binding; oxidoreductase activity, acting on peroxide as acceptor. The record is from RefSeq and is a predicted model, not a curated record. NCBI's taxonomy places the organism in Eukaryota, Metazoa, Chordata, Testudines, Emydidae. The coding region runs from base 114 to 1604 and encodes 496 amino acids. The transcript is spliced from 10 exons. Gene Ontology annotation, biological process: cellular response to L-leucine; regulation of response to reactive oxygen species; negative regulation of TORC1 signaling.